Molecule: messenger RNA, 7271 nt
Organism: Lucilia sericata (common green bottle fly)
Lineage: Eukaryota; Metazoa; Arthropoda; Insecta; Diptera; Calliphoridae
Gene: Gyf
Product: GIGYF family protein CG11148
Exons: 8
Coding region: 353-5677 (1774 amino acids)
Molecular function (GO): protein binding
Source: RefSeq, a predicted model, not a curated record
UGUUUUGUAGUCGUUCUUUCCGAAGAGCUUAACAAGGCACACCUCGUUGCGUGACAUUUUUGCUUAAAAAAAUAUUUUAUAUCCAAAGUUAUAUUAAUCGGUAAAUAUUAUUUGCCUUAAAACAAAAAGCGAUAUUGUUACUGAAUAUUAAAAAAUAUAAAAAACAAAUAUUGGGAGUUUUAUGCCCUAUUAAAAGUAGAUAAUUUGGAUUGUAUACGUCGUUUGCAUACCUGUAAACUACACUACAUCCUAAGGUGUGGCAAAUAGUUUUUGAAAAUUUCAAAUUCAAUAAAAGUACAUCUUUAAAUAGUAUAUUUAAAACUAAAUCUUCCAUUUAAUAAAUCAACUAAAAAUGACAGAUUCAAUGAAAUUUGGUCCUGAAUGGUUGCGAAACAUGUCAGCCGAUACAACUUCCUCCAAUACAAAUACAAGUGGUCAAAUAAAUCCUGCGGGAGUGUUUGGAUCCGGUAACUCAGGGGGUGGUGGCAUAGAGGGAUCAACUGUAAACAAUACAAACAGUGGUACGUCAAAUCUAAAUUCUAGCAGUUUACAUAAUAAUGUAAAUGCAGCAAAUACUACAGCUUCACGUAACACAUUUCCCGAAUUUCGAUAUGGUAGAGAAGAAAUGCUAUUACUGUUUGAUAGAAAUUGCGGCAUACCUGAAAUUUUACCAUCAUAUAAAAAUCUUUUUGUGGAAAGAGUUCAAUUUCCAUUAGCUUUAGUGCCUAGCACAGAUGAAGAUAUGUUGCAAGGAUCUGCACCACCAACGCAAAGGCCGGGAUGGCUCCAACGAUCACCAGUUGGUUUCAGCACAACAACUCGUGGUACUGGUAGGGUCGGAUGUAUGGAGAGAGGUCGUAUGCGUGGAAAAUCUAUUUAUCAUCCUGUUUUCCAAAGACCAAAUGCCAUGUUUGAUGAUGACCAGCGUUCGUCUACAAUCAAGACCGAUCGGUCAUGGGCUGAACGAAAUGGUGGGGCAACCGCUGGCGAUCCGGCUGUGUCUGGUCCUUCAACAAUAGUUGGUGGAGGGUUGGGAGCGGAUGCUUGGAAUGGAAAUACGCCGGUAUCAAGUCCCCGAAGAGAAUUUAGCAAUCAUCCCAGAAAUAUGGAAAAUUGGCGACGUAGCCGUAAUGAAGAUGGAUCAGGUGGUGAGGCAUCAUCUGCUGCUACAUUUUCUGCUGAUGGUGGAUGGAGAAUGAACACAUCUGGAUUUCAAAAUUCUCAUACACGUUGGGGCAGAUCCACGAGUUGGAGAGAUGAUGAACUAGCAAAUAACAAUGAAAACUCAGGAAUGGUUGGUAGUAGUGGUGCUACUAUUGCCGGAGCUGGAGGUAUAAUGAUGAUGCGUUCAAAUUCAACCAUAUCAACAACACAAAGUGAACGUAUAGGACAAUCAAGUGUUUCGGGUAAACAAACAGGUGCACCUACGCGUUCAAUGUCUGUUACAUCUUCCGGAAGUAGAAACACGGUUAGUGGAAAUAUUUGGCCCAAUAGCGCAACAGUUGGGCAAAUGAACAAUAUUCAAGGUGAUGGUAGUGGUAACGAUGAAAUGGGUUUGCCAGAAUGGGCAAUGGAAAAUCCUUCAGAUAUUGGUGGUACUUUUGAUGCAAGUGGCGCUUUUCAUGGUGCGGUCGAUGAUGACGUACAUGCAGGAAAUAUCCCCGAAGAACAAAAUGAGAAUGAUUUGUCUGAACAAACUAACGAGGAAAAAAAGUCAUCAGAUGUAGAUGUUCAAGAAAAGAUAUCAAAAACUUCGGAUGACAAUUCCAAUAUAUCUACAAAGUCCCAUAAUUCAUCGUCAGUGAAAGAAACUGAAAACUAUCAAGAUUCCUCAUCUCCCUCGCCCACACCACCUAUUCCGGUUAACCAGGAAAGCAGUGAAAAUUCAGGUGUUAAUGAAAAAUCAAAACAAAACCCCAGCAAUAACACACGGAAUCAGGUUUCUCCAGUAGAUGUUGCACAGGAAAGUAUUUUUCAGAAAAGUAUUGAAAAUCAUUCUGAAAAUGAGUAUAACACUAAAGAAUCAGACAACAACGUAACUAAUACGAACGCGGGAGAUUAUGCAGAACGCAUGAUGAAAGUUACCGAUGACAUGAUAGAGAAAUUAAUAAUGGAUGAUGAAGAUACUAAAGACGAUCAUAUGAAAACGUCGAUGUUGUCGGGCGGCAAUAAAAGAAAUUCCCAACCAGUUUUUAUAUCAGCGCUGCAACAACCGCAAAACUCAAGUCAUCCAACAACAGUUUCCCCAGCGUUGGGAAGUGGGUCAGGACCAAGUUGUCCACCUAAUAUGUCUUUAUACAAUAUGGGUGGUAUUAUGGUUGAUCACGCUCACAACAUUGCUGCAUUACAUCAGUUACAACAACAACAAAUGGCAGCCGUAGCAGCCGCGGCCAUUGGCUUACAACCUACUCCACCCCCACCACAUCCUAUGACUUCCUCAGCUCCUACAGAUUUGUGGUUGUAUCGGGAUCCUCAAGCUAAAGUCCAAGGACCAUUUUCCGCUUUGGAAAUGACAGAAUGGUAUCGCGCCGGUUACUUUAAUGAAAACCUUUUUGUACGACGAGUUUGUGAUGUACGAUUCAGACCUUUGGGUGAAUUAAUUAAAAUUUGCAAUGGCCAAAUGCCUUUUAGUCAUAGCCAUUUGAUACCAAUUGAUUUGAACACAACACCUUUGACGCCACCUUUAGCCCCUGUAAUAUCCGCACAACCCUCUACACAAGCGGCUGAUUUUGUUAUUAAAACAUUAAAUGAACAGCAACAGCAUGAAAAGCUUAAAGGUAGUGUAACUGCUGCUGCUGAUUCCUUAAGCAAUGCCCUAAAGAGUUUAAUUAAUUCUGUAGAUAUUUCACAAGUUUUAAAUAUGCAUUUCCAAACACUUCAGGACCGUUUUAUACAUAAUCAGGAAAUUGAAAUAGCUAAUGAAUUAUCAAAAAAUGAGUGUUUCCGUCGAUUAAGUCCUGCUGAACAAGACGCUGUUGUCAGACAAAAAUUGCAAAUGAUGGUGUUGCCAGAGUAUCUUACAAAUUUAACAGGUUUAAGUAAUUCAUUGGCGGCUUUAAACCCAACUGCUGGUACGCAGUUGUAUGACACUAUUGCCGAGUGUACCAAGAAAGAGCAAUUAUUUAGCAAUCAUCAGGGCCAGCCACAAUCACAGACUCAGGUUCAGCAACAACAGCAGCAGCAAAGGUCUAACCACCAUGCAUCAUCCGGUACGCCAUAUAUAAAUGCUGAGGAUUUCAUUAUGAAGACUAAAAAUUCGGGACAUGACCUGAACAGUAAUGAUUUGUUGAAUGAAUUUAAUCUGAGAAUGUUUCUAAACAACGGCUCCGAUUCGGGUGCAGGCGGCAGCGGUGGGGUAGCAGCUUCUAAUUCGCAUGGUCAUGAAUUUUUAAGUGAUCAACAGUUGUUUGGGGCAGGUGCAACACCCACACAAAAUCCUCCAAAUAAUGCAACGCAAAGUCCAAUGAUGCAAAUGUGGAUGAAUUCAUUAGCGUCCAAUCAGACAAAUCAUCUUCCAAACCAACAUCCUUUGAUGGGCAGUCCUCAGCAAGCUGCCGGUGUAAAUAACCAGUGGCUUAAUGGACCAUUAGUAGGAAUACCAACAAUAAAUUUAUCACGGGAACAGCACGGUGGCGGUAACAUUAUGGGUUCACCGAAACCUACACCAGCUUCAAUGUGGGAUGUAGCCACCCUAGAGCAACAAGUUCAAGUUCAGCAACAACAACAACAUGAACAACAACAAUUACAACAACAAAUGCAGCAGCAAUCAUUUGAACAUCAGCGUCAUGUAAAGGAUGCCGGUAAACACCUUCAAGACCAACAGCAGCAAAAUAUUGAUAAUAAUAUAAACAAACAACAGCAACGCUCAGAAGAUAAUAAACAGGAGCAGCAACAAAUGUCAACAAUCGAACUACAAAAAUCACUUGAUGCUGUGACAAAGGUUUCUUCCUCAAAUGAUAAUAAUGGUAAACAAGAACCACAUCAACGCCAAGCACCAUUGCAACCAUCAGUUAAUGAAAAAACUCAGUCACACGUAAACAACAAUAAUAAGCGAAAUUCCACUAACAAUAACAACAAUGUUCUGAAAUCGGGUAACAAACCUAAAAAUGAAAAUGUUGAUCAGAUUUCAAAAAAAACUGAGGAAGAGCGCCGUCGUGAAAUAAAUGAAGAAAAACGUCGUCAAAAGGAGGAACGCAAACGUAUGCAGAUGGAAGAAGAGAAACGUCGUCUUAUGCAAGCUGAAGAAGAAAAACGCCGCCAAAUGCAGGAAGAAGAGAAGAGGCAGCAACAAAUACAAGCUCAAAGACGUAAGGCAUUAAUGAGCAGUAAUAAUUCUUCAGGCAAUAAUAACGCAAACAAUAGUUUAUUAUCUUCCUCCAAUUCUGCCAACAAUGUAGGCAGCCAGAAAUCUAAGGACCAACAACGUAUUCAGUCAUCAGUUGCUCCGUGGUCCACCCAAACCAUGACAACAAAAUCCCAAGGACCAGGUUUGGCUGAAAUACAAAAGGCAGAGAUACGCGAACGUCGUGCGGACCAACAACGCCAAUUAGAAAUUCAAGAAAAGCAGAUGCGUGCUCAUGAAACUCAAGAUACAGUUUUGAAGUGGAAUGCUGCACCUGUGCCUGUUAAAAGUUUUGCUGAAAUUCAAGCUGAGGAGGCGAAACGUUUGGCUCACGAACAAAUGGAAUUGCAAAGGCGUAAAGAACAAGAAGCACACAAUAAUCUCGUCGCCUUUAAUUCUGCUGGUACUACCGCCGCAGGGGGUCUUAAUAGUUCAUCGAAUAUUUCGAGCAUUUGGAGUGGUAAUAAAAUUUGGGGAACAUCUACCAAUGCUACUGGCUUUUGGGAAGAACCACUUAAAUUUAAUAAUAAAUCAAUGACUUCUGGUUUAUCCAAUAACAAUGUAAACAAUAAUAGUAAUGUAACAGGUGCUUCAAUUAUAUCACAAUCAUCGAAUUUGCAACAAAAGCAAACAACUUCUCAGCAGCAACAACAACAACCUUCUUCAUCCCAACAGUCUUUAAAUAAGAACGUCAAAAAAAGUCCAAGCGUUGCAGUAGGGCAAAAUACAAUAUCCUCACCAACAGGUAGCACAUCAGGCGGCUCAAACCCUCAAAGAAAACCGUCAAACAAUGCUGUACCAGCUACUAAGCAAGUAAAGUCUCAAAAAGCCGAUAAUAAUGGUGCAGUUUGUGGAAAUAAUGAAAAUAAGAAAUCUACUGUUAAAAACAGCAAUAAUACUAAUAAGAUUGAUGAUUACGAAGCAGAAUUUACCAAUUGGUGUACAAAAAGCUUAAAUAAUAUGAACACAAAAGUAGACGUGCCUACAUUUGUCUCCUUUUUAAGGGACUUGGAGUCACCCUAUGAAGUAAAAGAUUACAUUCGCAUGUAUUUAGGUGAAAGUAAAGAAUAUAUAGAUUUCGCCAAGCAAUUUUUGGAACGUAGAAGCAAAUAUAAAAACCUACAACGCGCACAAAAUGCUCAUGACGAUGAUUUAUGUAAGCCUGCCCAGGCUAUAACUCCGUCAGUCAAUGAUAACAGUGAGAAUAAGGGUAAACAGAAGAAGGUUAAGAAGAAUAAAAUGACAAAAUUGGAUGCACGUAUUUUGGGCUUUUCCGUUACAGCCGCCGAAGGCCGCAUAAAUGUAGGAGAUCGUGAUUAUGGAGAUGCUCCUUAAGCUUAAAAUGUGCUUUAAAAGAACGAGCAAAAGAAGUUACUUUAUUGUACUUCAAUUUAAUUUUAUUAAUUGUUAAACAUUAUUAUUUUUUUUAAUUAAUACUCUCAUUUUAUAAAACUAAACUUUUGUUGGAGUAAAAAAUUUGUAUGAAGAAUACUGGGACAUUUUUUAAUUUUCAAAUUUUUUCCAUACAACGUUUGUUGUUUCGUUUUAUAAAAUGGGACACUAAGUAACUUUAAAGAUUCGUUUUUAAAACACAUUUAAUAUUCUUCUUCUGGUUUAACAUUUAAUGUUAAAGUCCAAACACUAAUUACAGAUUCCUCUCUUUCAUAACAAGCAUUUUAUUAUUUAUUUUAAUAGAACUGUUAAUAGUGUUAAUCAAUUCAAUGGUACAUCUUUUUUCAAAAUUUUAUGUGUUUAAGUAAAAAAGUUUAAAAAGAAAUUUAAAAUGAUAUGUAUGUAAUUGUUAUAUUAACAGUGCAUUAAAUACUGCCAAACAAGUUCGAAAUAGUGUGGAUGAUUGAAAAUCGGAAAUAUAAACAUGAAAAUGUGUUCAUCUAUUUUAAGAAUUAAUUUCAUGUACUUCUUUUUAUUAGCUAUAAUUGGUACACUUGGGUUAUAACAUUUGCUAAUAUCAAAAUUUCAAUAGCAACCCCUUGCAUAGAAUGACAAGAUAAUAAGAAAUAUAAUUUUUUUUUGCGACCGUACGAAGCUUGUCUCAAAUUAAAAUGAUUGCGUCGCAAUAUUAUGAUUAAGAUGUAAUAUGUAAUUUUGUGAAAAUUAUUGAUAGACACAAAUUUAAGACAACAACAUUUUUGAAUUAAUAUGUUUAUCAUUUUAUUGUCCAGACAGUAAAGUUAAAAAGUUUUUGCUAUAGUAUAUAGUAGCCCAAAAAGUUAUAAUCAUGUUUCUUUUUUAAUCAAUAAUUUAAUUUUUUAUAUAAAUGAUCAUACAUUUUUUAAUUUAACUUUUUUGAAUUUAUAUAUUUUUAUAUCUCAUUUUUAAUUCUCAACUACUAUUUCUCAGAAAUGUAUACCAAUUUAUUAUUGAAAAUUACAAAUAAAAGCAUAUAGAAUACAUAUUUUUCCAAAAAUGUUUAAAAGUAAAAUAUGUGUGGGUCAAUAAUUGACUCGACCAUUACGUCCAUGUAAAAGGAACUACUUUCAAAGAUGUUAUUAUCCCACUUCUUUUAGCUUUUAUAUUAUUAUUAUUAAUAUAUUUUAAUGAAAUCAAAAACAGUAACAGCUAAAUUUUCGUAUAUAUGUGUUUUGGAAAAAACAUAACAAUAGUUUACAAUAUCAUUAAAGUAAACACACAAAAAGACAAAUGCUGUUUAUAAAUGAUUUAGAAUAAUUUUCCGAAUUUAAAUUCUAUCUACCAGCUCUUGUAUGUCGAACAAUGGCUCCUUCACUUUUUUAAAAAAAGUUGGGAACAUUGCCUUCGACUGGCAGUUAAUGUUUUUGAAAAUGUAAUUUUUCAUUCUACUUCCUUGUUAACAUUAAAUGAAAACAAAACAUAUGAAUUAAAUUGAAUUUCCUAUUAUCCUGAUUAUCUUGAUUUCGACUUUACAUUAAUGAAGAAGUAUAUUAAAAAA